Messenger RNA from Rhagoletis zephyria (snowberry fruit fly), 1465 nucleotides. Its product is annotated as fibrinogen C domain-containing protein 1-like. The record is from RefSeq and is a predicted model, not a curated record. NCBI's taxonomy places the organism in Eukaryota, Metazoa, Arthropoda, Insecta, Diptera, Tephritidae.
AUACAGUAUUGUUUGGCUCACUCGAUUGUGCGAAUCGCUAAACUUUGCAGUCCGUAGAAAAUAUGUAUCUAAAAACGCAUAUACUAUUGCACUUCAUAUUAAUAUGCGGAAUAAAAACUUGUUUGGGUGAAAAUAAUGAACUGGAAGAUAUUUGCGACUGCAACUGUGAUCUCGAAAUAGACGUUGUUAAACACUUCAACACCCAAUUGGAGUCACUGCAGCAACUUGUGAAGCAAAUUCCAGCACAAAUUUUGAAACUGCAAACUGAGCAAAAACGUCCAAGCCGACCCACCAAUUGCAUGGAGGCAGCCGCUGGUACGCGUAAAAGUGGCAUAUAUACCAUUAAAUCUCAGCUAUUUGGGGAUGAGCCAUUCAAGGUGUGGUGUGAUGAGGAUACGGACUUUGGCGGUUGGAUUGUCAUCCAGCGACGCCUAAGUGCGGAAGUGGAUUUCUAUCGAGAUUGGCAACAAUAUAAGCAAGGAUUUGGUGAAUUGUCGGGCAAUUAUUGGAUAGGUUUGAAUAAAUUGCACGCUCUUACCGCGAGCUUUGAGCAAGAGUUAUAUAUAAAAAUGGAAAGGUUAGAUGGCACAAAGUACUAUGCAAAAUAUGAUUUAUUCGUCAUUGGUAGCGAAGAGGAAGAUUAUGUUUUGCGAACACUUGGUAAUUACACAGGAAAUGCUGGAGAUUCUUUAAAGUAUCAUGAAGGCAGUAAGUUCACAACAUUCGAUCGAGAUAAUGAUGCAAACCCUGCUGGUAAUUGCGCGGAAUUUUUUAGAGGAGCUUGGUGGUACAAAGAGUGUUAUAUGAGCAAUUUGAAUGGCGACUAUUCUCAAAAGGAUAACGGAGAACGCGUAACUUGGAAAAGGGAUGAGUCCUUGAAGUUUGCGCAAAUGAUGAUACGCCCAACGGAAAAAUGUAAUGUAAUGUAAUGAAAAAUUUCUCACCUUUAGAAGAAAAGGCAUAAUCAUAACUAGAAUUAAAACGAGUUUUUGAAAAUUUCUAAUACACUUAUGCCCGGUUGUACCAAACAAUUUAAAAUUUAUCAGCUUGUUAAAAAUUAAAAUGACAAAUUCUUCAUUUUAAAUUUUAACAGUCCGAUAAAUGCUCAAAUUGAUUGGUGUAACUAGAUAUCAAACUGUUAAAAUUUAAAAUAACACAAUUUUGUUAGGAAAUUUUGCUAUUUUAAAUUUUAACAGUCCGAUAUAUUUUAAAAUUGAUUGGUUGUGGAAACAUACGUGCAUGCAUAUGAACCAUUUAUUUUGAAAGCUGCAAAAAUCAUUACGACAUUUUGUGCCUAAAUGGUUAAUUAAAUCUAACUGAACGCAUUCGUGAAUAGUUCUGGCAAAGUUACUGGCAAAUGAUGACUGAAGUCAUAUGACAUGAAAUGGCUUAUGCGACUUUCAAAGCAAAACAGUUCAUAUGUAAACCACUUGGGACAUUUUGUAAUAAAAAUUAUUAACGACAA